AUGACAGACCUGCGUGUCCUGUUGUGUCAUGUGCCAGCCGCUCUGGCAGUGGUGUCUGAUAUACAGAGUGAACAACCCAACUACUGUAAUCAACGCGAUCGCGGAAAUGGCGAUGGCGCUCACGCUCAUUACUACUUCAACCAAGACAGCCAGUCAUGUGAGCUAUUUACUUAUGGGGGUGAAGGCGGUAACAAGAACAACUUCCGAACGGAGUCUGAGUGUCAAGCAGCGUGCAUAUGCACUCAGGGAACCGAUAUAAAACUGCGGCUUCGGAAAUGUGCCAGACCUGUAUACUACGACAUCGGACAGGGCAUAUGCACUAGAGCCAAGCGUCUUGCCUGUAACUCAAACGUGAAUCGUUUCACAUACGAGGAUGAGUGCGGCGAGGUGUGUGUCACGGCACGCUGCUUCCUCAAACAGAAGCAAGGAACAUCCAAACGUUACUCCUACAAUGCUGCCACACAGCGGUGCGAGAUAUUUACCUAUAACGGUUGUAAUGGGAACCUGAACAACUUCCAGACAAGGGAGGAAUGUGACCGAAGCUGCACCCAACUCAUCCGCCAAAAUGAUGGACCCAACGAUCGCAGCCCCGACUGCCUCCUCUCCAAAAAGAGGGGUAUUUGCAGAGGUACUUUUACCAAGUUCUAUUACGAUUCCCAGGACG
Molecule: messenger RNA, 664 nt
Organism: Aplysia californica (California sea hare)
Lineage: Eukaryota; Metazoa; Mollusca; Gastropoda; Aplysiida; Aplysiidae
Product: carboxypeptidase inhibitor SmCI-like
Exons: 2
Molecular function (GO): serine-type endopeptidase inhibitor activity
Source: RefSeq, a predicted model, not a curated record